AAAUAUAUAUAUUUGGGGAAACAAAAUAAAACAUAACAAAGGCGAAAACUUUUUUGGUCUGAAGAUCGAGAAAAGAUUUCGAAAAUCAAAUUCGGUUUUCUGGGCGAUCGAUUUAUGUCCGAAAGAUUGAAACUUUUGUAAGAUAAAAGAUCGAUUGGUGUUGUUAAGUUGAAUGACGCAGCAAGGGCAGGGAAGCAUGGACCCUGCCGUUCUCGACGACAUCAUUCGUCGUUUGUUGGAUUACAGAAACCCUAAGCCUGGAACCAAACAGGUCAUGCUCAACGAGUCUGAGAUCCGACAGCUUUGCAUCGUGUCUAGAGAGAUUUUUCUCCAACAGCCUAACCUCCUUGAGCUCGAGGCUCCCAUCAAGAUCUGCGGUGAUAUUCAUGGACAGUACUCAGAUCUAUUGAGGCUAUUUGAGUACGGAGGCUUACCUCCAGCAGCUAACUAUCUAUUCCUAGGAGAUUACGUGGACCGCGGGAAGCAGAGCUUGGAAACAAUCUGUCUUCUCCUCGCCUACAAGAUCAAAUACCCUGAGAACUUCUUCCUUCUAAGAGGCAACCACGAAUGUGCUUCUAUCAACAGAAUCUACGGAUUCUACGAUGAAUGUAAACGCAGGUUCAGCGUCAGACUCUGGAAAGUGUUUACAGAUUCUUUCAACUGUCUCCCUGUAGCUGCUGUAAUAGACGAUAAGAUAUUGUGUAUGCACGGUGGCCUUUCUCCGGAUUUGACCAGCGUGGAACAGAUUAAGAACAUUAACCGACCUACCGAUGUUCCGGACUCCGGUUUGUUAUGUGAUCUGCUUUGGUCUGAUCCGAGCAAAGAUGUUAAAGGCUGGGGGAUGAAUGACCGUGGGGUUUCUUACACGUUUGGGCCUGAUAAAGUGGCUGAGUUUUUGAUAAAGAAUGAUAUGGAUCUCAUCUGUCGUGCUCACCAGGUUGUAGAGGAUGGUUAUGAGUUCUUUGCGGAUAGACAGCUUGUUACUAUAUUUUCAGCUCCUAAUUACUGUGGUGAAUUCGAUAAUGCUGGUGCUAUGAUGAGUGUUGAUGAGAGUUUAAUGUGCUCUUUCCAAAUUCUUAAGCCUGCGGAUCGGAGGCCCCGGUUCUUGUGAGUUGGAACCUCGCUGGAAAAAAAGAAGAACUUGGCGACGUGAAAGCGGGAGAGAGAGACAUUUGACACUCCCUGAGACUUUAUCCUGAGGCCUUUGCAAGAAGGCAGGGAAAAAAAAAACACAUUUUACAUGUUAUAUCAUAUAAUCUUAUUUGAACUCUUGUAAUUUCUUUUCUCAAAACUUUUGUGUUAUUAUGAUCUUCUCAUUCUCUCACUCAUAUUAGACAGUAAACAAAAGUCUGCAAAGUUUUAUUCUUUCA
Brassica oleracea var. oleracea is the source of this 1370-nucleotide messenger RNA. RefSeq names its product serine/threonine-protein phosphatase PP1 isozyme 2-like. The record is from RefSeq and is a predicted model, not a curated record. NCBI's taxonomy places the organism in Eukaryota, Viridiplantae, Streptophyta, Magnoliopsida, Brassicales, Brassicaceae. The transcript has 4 exons. Gene Ontology annotation, molecular function: protein serine/threonine phosphatase activity. Bases 173 to 1111 code for a protein of 312 amino acids. Gene Ontology annotation, cellular component: cytoplasm; nucleus.